This is a messenger RNA of Juglans regia (Persian walnut), 1209 nucleotides long. RefSeq names its product BAG family molecular chaperone regulator 1-like. NCBI's taxonomy places the organism in Eukaryota, Viridiplantae, Streptophyta, Magnoliopsida, Fagales, Juglandaceae. The record is from RefSeq and is a predicted model, not a curated record. Gene Ontology annotation, molecular function: protein binding. The transcript is spliced from 2 exons. Bases 75 to 584 code for a protein of 169 amino acids.
CUUUUGAGUUUUGAGAGAGAGAGAGAGAGAGAGAGACAGAUUAGGGAGAAUUAAGCCAAAAUAGAGGUUGAAAAAUGAUGAAGUUGAGGUCAAAGAAGUUUUACAGAAGCAGCUCAAAGCUCAGUGGAGGCGGUAGUAGUAAUGGCAACAGCAACAGCAACAUGAAAUUAGGAGGUGAAAAAGCUGGGUCUGAAGGCUUAGGGGAAAUCAAGUGGGAACUCCGACCUGGUGGCAUGCUUGUCCAAAUGAGAGACAUGACUGGUGAGAGUGUGGGAGAAGGGAUGAUCACAGUUAAGGUCUCAACUGUCUCAAAAUGGCAUGACAUUUCCAUUGAAGCCACUUCGAAUUUUGGAGAGUUGAAGAUGAUAUUGUCAUUGGUGACUGGUUUGGAGACGAGGGAGCAGAGGCUACUGUUCAAAGGGAAAGAGAGAGAGGAUGGUGAAUAUUUACACAUGGUUGGGGUAAGAGACAAGGACAAGGUGCUGUUGCUGGAAGAUCCAGCUACCAAGGAGAGGAAACUACUCUAUGGCUUGGCAGGGGGCCCAGCCAUUGGAACACCCUGCAGUUGUACCAUUAGUGUAUGAAAAGUAAAAUGAUUUUUCAUUAGUACUAACCCUAAAACCAAUAAAAUUGCAAAAAUUAUGCACAUCGAUCUUCUCAUGUGCAAGUUGCAAAUGGCUUACUAUGUUAAUAGAAAUGUUGAUUUCUGGAGUUAUAUCAAUCAUGUUGGUCUCCUCUUUCCCUCAAUUAUUUCUGAUCAGCUUUUUCCUUCAUUAUAUAUAUAUAGAUAUAUUGUAACCAUGCGUGCACACCGAGACAUAGACUAAUUAAUUUAUGGAAUUAAUAAAGCGAAAGUGGUACUCAAGUUACUUAAUUUCUAUUACUAAAGUCUGGCCUUUUUUAUCAUGGGUUGUAGAGUAGUAUAGAUUGCUUGAAAGGCUGAAAGCUAGAUGGCUCCAUCAAUUGCAUAUAGUCAUAUCCUAGAUUUUAGGCUCUCAAACUGUACGUAGGCAGCCAACGGGGUCCAAUAUUGACAGCUAGGUAUUCCAAAUUCUCACACGUACACCUCCUCCCUCAUGCACGCCCUCAACUACUUGGUAUUGCUAAUCUAAUUAAGUUUAACCAAUUAUCCUAAGUUUUGAUCAUAACCAUGAUCAGCCAUCUUCCACCCUUUCUUCAAUUAGCAUGCUCACUUCUCCAAACAUCAAA